CGUCAGUUCACGGUGUUAACAUGUAUUGUGUGACUGCUUUAUAACAUUAUUUUAGUUCAAAAUGUUAAAUUAUCUCACAGUAUUUGUGGCUAUUGGUUUAGUUUGUGGAGAUUUAUAUGAAUUGAAUAUAAUUCACUAUAAUGACUUUCAUGCAAGAUUUGUGGAAACUAGCCCUAGUGGUGGAGUAUGCAAUCCAACUGUCGCUCCGUGCAUUGGUGGAUUUGCGCGAUUAGUAACUCUUAUACGAGAAUCAGUAGAAAAAGAACCUCACUCUUUAGUUCUGAAUGGUGGAGACACUUUCCAAGGAACAAUAUGGUACAAUCUACUACGAUGGAAUGUCACGCAGGAAUUUAUGAAUAUGAUCCACCAUGACGCACAUGUACUAGGAAAUCAUGAAUUCGAUCACGGCUUAGAAGGUGUAGUGCCAUACCUUGAACAUUUGGAACAUGAAGUAGUUACAGCGAACAUCAUAGAUGACGAAGAGCCAACAAUUCAAGGCUUAUACAAGCCUAGUAUAGUUGUUAAUAAGAAUGGUAGAAAUAUUGGUAUAAUUGGAGUUAUAAUAGCCACAACUGAUGAAUUGGCGUCAACUGGAAAACUUAGAUUCACGGAUGAAAUUGAGACAGUAAAGGCUGAAGCUGAGAAGUUAAACGAACAAGGUGUAGACAUCAUUGUGGUCCUUUCACACUGCGGAAUAGAUAUUGACCGUGAAAUAGCUCUACACGGCGGCCCACAUAUAGAUAUAGUAGUCGGUGGACAUAGUCACACCCUUCUUUACAACGGCGAUCCUCCAGAAAACUCCACAUAUGGGGUACAUGGUCCGUACCCCAUUGUUGUUGAAAAGGAAUCUGGUCCGGUACUGAUCGUGCAAGCAGCCGCGCAUACUGAGUACUUAGGUGAAAUUAAAUUAUUUUUUAAUGAAACCGGACAUCUCCAACAUUGGAUCGGCAAUCCUCAUUACGUUGGUCAUGAUAUCGAACAAGCACCGGAUGUAAUAGAAAAAAUCAAUGUAUACUUGCCUGAUAUAGAAGCACUAGCAAAGCAAAAGAUCGGUGAAAGUAAAGUAUUUUUGUCAUCAAGCUGCCGAUGCGGUGAAUGUAAUCUAGGGAGUCUCAUGUGUGACGCCUUCCUCAAUUCUGUAAUGCAUAAUGCAGAAGGUGAUAAUUGGCACCACGCUCACUUCUGUGUCGUGAAUUCCGGUGGUGUUAGAUCGAGUAUUGAGCCUGGAGAUAUAACAUACGAGGGGAUGCUUCUUGCAAUGCCAUUUGACAAUACUGUAGAGGUAUUCGACUUACUAGGGGAACACAUUAUGGAAAUGUUAGAGUUCAGUGUCACCAAUGAACCUUGGCCCGGAGCAACCAUGUUACAGUUUUCUGGGUUGCGAGUAAAUUUCGACGGUUCACGACCAAUAAACCAGCGUGUGGUGAACGUAACGGUCCGGUGCAUCGACUGUGAUAUACCGAGAUACGAGCCGCUAGAGCUUAAUAAAGUUUAUAAAGUCGUUUCACAAAGCUUCAUGGCAAACGGAGGAGAUGGUUUUAGAAUGGUGUCGGAAAAUAAAGGUCCAAGUGAUGUAAUUGGAGUCGACAAUACCGUAUUUCAAGAUUAUUUGGAGCGGCGAAUUCCCGUCAUAAGGGAUUUAGAUGGACGGAUACAAAUCAAUGAACCAUGCUUACCGAAUUAAAAUACACUAAAAACAUAA
Molecule: messenger RNA, 1702 nt
Organism: Leptidea sinapis
Lineage: Eukaryota; Metazoa; Arthropoda; Insecta; Lepidoptera; Pieridae
Product: apyrase
Exons: 11
Coding region: 62-1684 (540 amino acids)
Biological process (GO): AMP catabolic process
Cellular component (GO): plasma membrane
Molecular function (GO): nucleotide binding; 5'-nucleotidase activity; metal ion binding
Source: RefSeq, a predicted model, not a curated record